AUGGAUGUGAGCAAAUUGUUCAAGCUACCGUCUGUACCGGCGUCAGCCAUCAAUAAGCGCAAAUGGACGGCACCACCGCCAGGUCCAAAUGCACAGGGAAGUGUGGUGGAUAUAGACCAUGAUAAACAUGAGGCGCCUGCGACGCAACACGCCAAACGAGCGCGCGUCACAACGGUUGACGAGGACCUUGAGAUCGAACGCGAGGGCGGCGGCGGCGACGACGACGACAACGACAACGACGACGGCGAGUACGCAACGGAAGAUGUACAAGAUGUGCCAGAUGAUGAAGAUGAAGAGGGAGGUAGAUUCUUUGGGGGUGGGCUGAAUGCGGAACAGCAACAGAUUUUAGACAUUCUACAUCGCGACACGGAGCACAAUGUGGCAGAUGAUACACAACAUGCCGAAGAUGACGCCGCCCAUGCCCGUCGACUUUUUGUUCAGCUGGAGAAAGCUAUCAAUAAGAAUGAGGAGAUGCGGUUGAAACAUGCUGAUAAUCCACACAGGUUUAUUGAUUCAGAAGUGGAUCUGGAUGCAGCUAUCCGCGAACUCGUCGUGCUGACGACGAACGUGGCUGUGAUGUACCCAGCGUUUGUGAAGCACGGAAUGGCAACCAGUCUGGUGGGUCUCCUAACGCAUGAGAACGUGGAUAUUGCGGCUGCAGCGAUGGAAGUGAUAGCCGAGCUGGUAGACGACGAUGUCGUGAGUCUGGAAGGCAGUACCGACGAGAUGCAUGCACAGGCAAGAAACGCUAGAGAGGCCAUGAUGCUUGCGCUCGCUGAACAUCACGUAACAGAUCUGCUAUUGUCGAACUUGAUACGCUUGAACGAUGCACCGCCCAGUCAGGAAAAUGCAGAUCUUCGACAGAUGGAGCACUACGAAAGUGAUGCAAAGGCCGUCUACUACAUCCUCAGUAUUCUGGAGAGUCUUAAGACAAGACAUAUUAACACCGAAGUGUUGUUUCCAUGGCUGCUGAAGCGGAUCCUCCGUCCCGGGCGCGUCGAUCAGAACCAGGCGUAUGCCGCUGAAUUGCUUGUCCUGUGCUUGGUUGACGACGAAAAACAGAGGCAAGUUCUUGCAAAGCAUGGUGGCGUCGAUGCACUCCUGCGUGCGAUGUCCAAGUAUUUGCAUCGACCGUUGCACGAUGCGGACGAGAUCGAGUACUUCCAAAACCUCGUGGACGCCAUGGGCUUCUUGCUCCUGGACGUGGUGAACCGGGCGACGUUUCUCGAAUGCGAAGGCGUUGAACUCAUGCUACUUCUACUGAAAAGAAAGCGGCGCGUGCGCACAGGCGCACUUACGUUGUUGUGGGCCGUCACGCAGAACGGCGGAGGUGCAUCGGCUUGUGAGCGACUUGUCGAUGCUGGUGGGCUCAAAGCACUAGGAGCACUGCUUAUGCGACCCAUUCAGCAGAGCGCCUCUGAUGCCUCUGGAAUGGGAUCGCUGGACAAUGGGAGCUUGGCAGCCAUUCUCGGUAUUUUGGAGGCCAUGCUGUACAACUUGCCGAGCGAGUCAGAAGCACGUGUGCGGCUGCUCAGCAAGCUGAUGGAGCAAGAGUACGGGAAAAUCGACCAGGUGCUUGCGUUACGUGAGUCGGCGCGUCGCCCGUUAGCCGCGAUGGCGCCUGAAUUUGAGCGGCUACGCCGAGAGUAUGCGGCGAUGCCAGGGGCACGCCAAGAAGACGUGCAGGAAGCGAUAUAUGCGGACAAGAUCGAUUCAGGCUAUUGGCAUGUACUGGAACGAGCGAACUAUGUACUGGCAUGGCUCAUGAUGGAGGAUGACGAUGCACAAGCGCACAUCCGAAGACGACUAGGAAACACAUGGACACAGAUCAUUGAUGAGCUGGACGAGUCCUUUACGCAUUACGACAACGAGCACGAGCUCCGAGGAGCCGGUGGCGAGACGAUCGCCGAGAUCACUCACGCGCUAACCGAGUACCUACGUUCGCUGGUGUGA
Messenger RNA from Malassezia globosa CBS 7966, 1953 nucleotides. RefSeq lists its product as uncharacterized. The transcript has a single exon. The record is from RefSeq and is a predicted model, not a curated record. Gene Ontology annotation, cellular component: spliceosomal complex. Bases 1 to 1953 code for a protein of 650 amino acids. NCBI's taxonomy places the organism in Eukaryota, Fungi, Basidiomycota, Malasseziomycetes, Malasseziales, Malasseziaceae.